Erinaceus europaeus (western European hedgehog) is the source of this 2336-nucleotide messenger RNA. RefSeq names its product polypeptide N-acetylgalactosaminyltransferase 11 (gene GALNT11). Lineage: Eukaryota; Metazoa; Chordata; Mammalia; Eulipotyphla; Erinaceidae. The record is from RefSeq and is a predicted model, not a curated record. Gene Ontology annotation, molecular function: Notch binding. Gene Ontology annotation, biological process: regulation of Notch signaling pathway. The transcript is spliced from 13 exons. Gene Ontology annotation, cellular component: Golgi apparatus. Bases 188 to 2023 code for a protein of 611 amino acids.
CUGAUGUCAGCCGCCGCGCGCACGGGGCGGGGCUGUCACGUGGUCGGCGGGCGCGCAGCUGCGUUUCUCUGGGCCGCUGGGUGCGGGCGGCCUGGAGAUGCCGCAGCCCGGGGCCCCGAACGCCGCCCUCCUGCGCCGCCGGCCGAGGGGACGCUGAGCAUGGCCGCCCUGCUCUGCUGAGUCUGCAAUGGGAAGCCUGACGGUGCGAUACUUCUGUUACGGAUGCCUCUUCACGUCUGCGGCCUGGACGCUUCUGCUUUUCAUCUAUUUCAACUUCAGUGAAGUCACUCAGCCACUCAAGAAUGUGCCCAUCAAGGGGUCCGGGCCUCGAGGACCGUUCCCAAUGAGGUUCCAUCCCCGGUUCACCCGGGGGCCUGGCCGAGCGCUGGAGUCGCAGCUGAGGUCCCACAGGCUUGACCGCGUGGCUGGCGACAGUCAUGAGGAAGAUCUGGCCGGAGGCGACGCGAGAGCCUCCUUGGAGCUAGGCAUGAUUUUCAGCGAGCGCGACCAGGAGCUGCGGGACCUGGGCUACCAGAAGCACGCCUUCAACCUGCUCAUCAGCAACCGCCUGGGCUCCCGCCGGGCCGUGCCCGACACCCGGAACGCCGCGUGUAAGGACAAGUCAUACCCCGAGGACCUGCCCGUGGCCAGCGUGGUCAUCUGCUUCUACAACGAGGCGCUAUCCGCCCUGCUGAGGACUGUGCACAGCGUCCUGGAGCGCACGCCCGCCCGCCUGCUGCACGAGGUCCUGCUCGUGGAUGACGACAGUGACUUUGAUGAUCUGAAAGCAGAGCUGGAUGAAUACGUCCAAACACACCUCCCUGCAAAGGUGAAGGUGAUAAGAAACGCCAGACGCGAGGGGCUGAUCCGCGGCAGGAUGGUGGGAGCGGCCCACGCCACGGGGGAGGCCCUGGUGUUCCUGGACAGCCACUGCGAGGUGAACGUGGAGUGGCUGCAGCCGCUGCUGGCCGCCAUCCGCCAGGACCGGCGCACAGUGGUCUGCCCCGUCAUCGACAUCAUCAGCGCCGACACGCUGGCCUACAGCUCGUCCCCUGUGGUGCGAGGCGGCUUCAACUGGGGGCUGCACUUCAAGUGGGACCUGGUACCCCAGUCGGAGCUCGAGGGCCCGGCGGGAGCCACCGCACCCAUCAGGUCGCCGACCAUGGCCGGCGGGCUGUUCGCCAUGGACAGGCGCUACUUCAGUGAACUCGGGCAGUACGACGGCGGGAUGGAUAUCUGGGGAGGAGAGAACUUGGAGAUCUCGUUUCGGAUCUGGAUGUGUGGCGGCAGCCUCUUCAUCAUCCCCUGCUCGCGCGUGGGGCACAUCUUCCGUAAAAGGCGCCCGUACGGCUCUCCGGAAGGCCAGGACACCAUGACGCACAACUCGCUGCGGCUGGCCCACGUGUGGCUGGAUGAGUACAAGGAGCAGUACUUCUCCCUGCGGCCAGACCUGAGGACCAAGAGCUACGGGGACAUCAGCGAGCGCGUGGAGCUAAGGAGGAGGCUGGGCUGCAAGCCGUUCAGGUGGUAUCUGGACACCGUCUACCCUGAGAUGCAGGUGUCCGGGCCCAACGCCAAGCCCCAGCAGCCCGUCUUUGUCAACAGGGGCCCCAAGCGCCCCAGAGUCCUGCAGCGCGGCCGGCUGCUCCACCUCCAGACAGGCAGGUGCCUGGUGGCCCAGGGCCGCCCGAGCCAGAAAGGAGGCCUCGUGGUGCUCAAGGCCUGCGACUACGGGGACCCCGGCCAGGUCUGGGUGCUGAGCGAGGAGCACGAGCUGGUGCUGAGCGGCCUGCUGUGCCUCGACGUGUCCGAGACGCGCCCGUCGGACGCCCCGCGGCUCAUGAAGUGCCACGGCUCGGGGGGCUCGCAGCAGUGGACCCUCGGGAAGAACGACCGUCUGUACCAGGUGUCCGUGGGGCAGUGCCUGAGGGCCGCGGACCCGCUGAGUCCCCGGGGCCCCGUGGCCGUGGCCGUGGCCAUCUGCGACGGCUCCCCCCCGCAGCGGUGGCACCUGGAAGGCUGAGGCAGGGACGUGACCGAGCCUGUCCUGCCAGGUGCCCUCGGAGCCACCUCAGGCUUUUCUCCUGAAGGUGGGAAGCUGGGACGGACUGGACGACCCCCGUGGCAAGACCCCUGUGCCCACGCGGACGUGGCUCCCGGACCGACUUGGUGCCGGGCAGGGGGACGUGGGUGGGCGCUGGUCCCAGCCGCUGGGAGGUGGUGAGGGGCCGCGUCGCAGUGCCUACGUGAGCUUCUGUCUCAGGAGCAGCUAACUUAUAAAUUAUUUUGAUGGGUGAUGGUACGGGCGCAUUAAAAUAAAGGAUCCUUUUAAACCC